UCAGACAACGACAAUUUAAGUUUGAGCCCUCAGAGAACGACCCUCUCGUGGAAAUCAUGAAAGAGUUUAGCAUCUUUUUCAUCUGGUUUCUCAACCUGUUGCUGCUGGAGAGCUCAUGUGCUGCUGACUCAAGUGUUGUGAAUCCCUGUUGCUCUUACCCGUGUCAGAACGGAGUGUGUGAGCGCUUUGGUCCAGAGAGCUACCGAUGCGACUGCACUAACAGCGGCUACUAUGGAGACUCCUGCGAGAUUCAGGAGCUCUGGAUCAGAUUUCGUCUCUCGACGAAGCCGAGACGGCCGAUACUCCACUACAUCAUGACCCACUUCCAGUGGUUCUGGGACGUCGUCAACAGCUGUUUCCUGCGAAACGCAAUCAUGUACUUAAUUCUGACAAUCAGAGACGAAAUUAUUCCAAGCCCACCGAUCUACAAUACCAAAUAUGGAUACGUCAACAUGGAGUCGUUACACAACAUCUCCUCCACCCGUCUCCUCCCUCCGAUUCCUGAAGACUGCCCGUUGCCGAUGGGAACUAAAGGUAAACCACAACUACCUGAUCCCGGAGUGUUGACUGAACGUUUUUUUAGGAGGAAGACAUUUCGGCCAGACCCUCAGGGAUCCAAUCUGAUGUUUGCCUUCAUGGCCCAACACUACACCAACCAGUUUUUCAAGACGGACCAUUCAGUCCAAGGUGUCUUCACCAAGGCUUUAGGACAUGGGGUGGAUGCGGGCAAUAUCUAUGGAGACAACCUCGUGAGACAGCAUCACCUCCGGCUUCAUGAAGAUGGAAAGCUGAAAUAUCAGACAGUAAAUGGGGAUGUGUACCCUCCUACUGUAGCCGAGGUCCCUGUGCACAUGUUGUACCCUGAACGCGUCCUUCCAGAAGACCGUCUGGCCAUUGGUCAUGAGAUGUUCGGCCUCCUGCCAGGCCUCAGCAUGUACGCCACCGUAUGGCUGAGGGAGCACAACAGAGUCUGUGACAUCCUGAAGGCAGAACAUCCGACCUGGGACGAUGAGCAGCUCUUCCAGACCAGCAGACUGAUCAUCAUCGGAGAGAUCAUCAACAUUAUAAUAGAAGAGUACAUGCAGCAUCUGACUGGGUACCUGGUGAACCUGAAGUUCGACCCCACCCUGCUCUUCAAAACACGUUUUGCGUACAGCAACCGCAUCGCCCUGGAGUUCGCCCACCUCUCCCACUGGCACCCGAUGAUGCCCGACAGCUUCCUCAUCGACGGAGAUGACAUCCCGUACUCCCAGUUCAUGUCCAACACCUCCCUCCUCAUGCACUACGGUGUGGAGAAACUAGUGGAGGCCUUCUCCCAUCAACCCGCCGGACAGAUUGGUGGAGGUCACAACUCUCAUGCAGAAGCGCUCAAAGCGUCAGAAAUGGUCAUCAGAGAGUCCCGAGCGAUGCGUAUGCGGCCCUUAAAUGAAUACAGGAAAAGGUUUAAACUAAAGCCAUACACCUCUUUUUAUGAGUUAACCGGUGACGUAGAAAUGGCCCGAGGUUUAGAGGAGCUCUAUGGCGAUAUAGAUGCUGUGGAGUUCUACCCUGGCCUCCUGCUGGAGAACACGCUUCCUACCAGUUUGUUUGGCGAGAGCAUGUUGGAGAUGGGCGCUAGCUUCUCCCUGAUAGGCCUGAUGGGAAACCCCAUCUGCUCCUCUCAGUACUGGAAGCCCAGCACCUUUGGGGGAGAGACGGGGUUCAAUAUCGUGAAAACUUCAACUCUGAAGAAACUGGUGUGCCUCAACACCAAGUGGUGUCCAUACGUGGACUUCCAUGUGCCCCGAAACGAGGACGAAACCAAUCCAGGGAAACCAUCGACUGAACUUUAAUGACGAUUUCAUAAUUAGUUCAUCAAUGUACUGAAUGUGGGAUAUAUUGUAGUUGUUGUUUGAUAUCUUUACAUCUGUCAUAAUCCCAUUCGGACUGGAUUUUAGGAGAGGAGUGAUUUUAAUUCUACAUGUGCUAAUUCAGUGGUUUUAUUCACGCAUGGUGUUUUGUACAUUGAAGCCGUUCUACCUCCAAUAAAAUCCAACUGUC
Messenger RNA from Pseudoliparis swirei, 2040 nucleotides. RefSeq names its product prostaglandin G/H synthase 1-like. Gene Ontology annotation, cellular component: cytoplasm; neuron projection. NCBI's taxonomy places the organism in Eukaryota, Metazoa, Chordata, Actinopteri, Perciformes, Liparidae. The coding region runs from base 57 to 1832 and encodes 591 amino acids. The transcript has 11 exons. Gene Ontology annotation, biological process: cyclooxygenase pathway; response to oxidative stress. The record is from RefSeq and is a predicted model, not a curated record. Gene Ontology annotation, molecular function: oxidoreductase activity, acting on single donors with incorporation of molecular oxygen, incorporation of two atoms of oxygen; prostaglandin-endoperoxide synthase activity; peroxidase activity.